AUGUCGUCCGGAGAGCCAUUGAUCAUUGCAGUUAUAGGUGGUGGUGUAGCUGGGCUCACGCUAGCAUUGGCAGCACACCAACGCGGAGUUCGGGUCGAUGUUUUUGAAAGAAAUGCUGAAAUCACGGAGGUGGGAGCAGGUUUAGCUCUGGGUGCAAAUGCGGUGAGAAUCAUCGAGAGUCUAGGAAUCAAAGACGAGUUCCGGGCAAUCUCAUCUCUUUCCACCAACCAGGUUCAAAACAUUUAUCGGAGGUACAACACCUCCGAAGAGUAUCAUCGUGGAUUAUACUCUAAUCCCGAUGAUCAUUCUGCGUACCAUCACAGGGCUGAUUUUGUCAAACUUCUAGCCUCUGCUAUUCCCUCUGACCAGAUUCACCUGAACAAGAAGUUUAAGUCUGCAAACCAAAGCCAGGACAAAGUGACUGUGGCUUUUGAGGACGGUAGUGAAUUUGAGGCAGACAUUCUUGUUGGAGCAGAUGGUAUCCAUUCUAAAGUUCGCAAGUACUUUUUCCGUGAUGACAACCCUGUCAAUUCUUAUCAGGUCAUGUACCGCGAAGUCAUCGACAUCAAAGAUUUGAAAGGUCCUUUUGAGAAUGAUUUGUCCCAGACCACAAUUUGGCCUGCUCCGGGGAAACGUCAUGUUGUGACAUUCCCCAUUGACCAAGGAAGAAGGUUUGCGGCUGCUGCGAUUGUUCCGGUCUCCGAGGACAAGAAGGCAGAAGAAUCAUGGCUUUUAGAUGGAAACGUUUCAGAUCUACUUGAAAUUCUUGAUGAUUACCACGAGGAUGUUAAAAACAUUUUCCGGUCAUUCAAGAAAAUAAAAAUCUAUGGCUUGUAUGACAGGGAAAAGCUUGAUACAUGGGUUGACGGCAACGUUUUGCUGAUAGGCGAUGCCGCUCACCCCGGCCUACCACACCAGGGUGCUAAUGCAGGGCAAGCUAUUGAGGACGCGUAUGCGCUUGCAAUUACAUUAAAGUAUUCUGAAGUUGAUGACGACAGAAGAAAAAACUUAAACAAAUGGCUGAAGGUUUUUGAAAGAGCAAGAAAAGAUCAUGCAGAAGGUGUUGCCCUCACUUCAAGAAGAAUGGGACAUGUUUUCAAUGAGCUUGUGGACAACGAAAAGGCCGUGAAGAUUAUUAAGGAUAAUUUCCGCUGGAUUUUCAACAGUGAUCCAUCAACUGAAGUUCAAAAGGCUGUUUUUGAGUAUUUUGGCUAUGAGCUGGCUUUCAAGCUGAUAGAAUAG
Kuraishia capsulata CBS 1993 is the source of this 1242-nucleotide messenger RNA. RefSeq lists its product as uncharacterized. Bases 1 to 1242 code for a protein of 413 amino acids. Lineage: Eukaryota; Fungi; Ascomycota; Pichiomycetes; Pichiales; Pichiaceae. Gene Ontology annotation, molecular function: FAD binding; monooxygenase activity. The record is from RefSeq and is a predicted model, not a curated record. The transcript has a single exon.